AUUGUAAAUGAACGGAAACAUAACCUAACAUCCUAUCUAACUGCAUUAUACUAGAUAGAAAACUAGACUCAUAUAUUAUUAUGAGAUUACGGAACUAAAAAUGGCGUGGUCUGACUUGAUAAGUUCUAUUACCAAGACAGGAAAAUAAAAAAAAAUUGUUAUUAUUUUUUUGGUUACAUAAAGUCUUAAAGUUGCAAUAAUUUGAAUAAAAAACUUGACAUUUACAAGAAAGGAGCAAGGUUAUGCUACGCAUAUUGGAGUCAGCAAUAAUAAAAUUAAACAUUACUGUAAUUGCCAUAUUAACAGUGUAAUAAUAAUUCUUGUCAUAAUGCAUGAAUUUUUGCUGGCUGCAUUUUCUGUAAUCUCCAGUUUGAUAAUUGUUUUUGUCCUCGUAUUGUUGGGUGAGAAUCAACAAAUCCAACUUUUAUACUAGCUGGUAUCUUGUUUGGAAAUUCUUCCUCUCACGAUUUCGAUUUGUACGUGAACUCCUGGGUGGUAUGAGCGAGUCAUCAUCAGUAAAUGAUUUAAAAAGUGGCAGAUCCCGUAUGAAGAAACUCAGACGAGAUUAAUUGAAUUUAAAUAUAUAAAAAAAUCUAAAUUUAAUUGAUAAAUUAAUUUAUCUAAUUAUAAAUACAUAUUUUGGAUAUUGGAUAAUUAAAUUUUGCUUGGCAACUAUUAACUGUAAAAUCUAAUCUUAUAUUGUAAUUAACGUAAAUAUUAAUUGAAAUAAGCCCAUAAAAAUAAAUAAUAAUAAUAGAUAAAAAUGGCAAUUAACAUACGCUGUGCAAAUACAAAUGAUCUUCUCAACAUUCAACACUGCAAUCUUCAAUGUCUGCCAGAGAAUUAUCAGAUGAAGUAUUACCUGUAUCACGCAUUAUCUUGGCCACAGUUGAGUUACGUAGCAGAGGAUGAGAAAGGUCGUAUAGUUGGUUACGUACUGGCAAAAAUGGAAGAAGAUUGUGAAGAUAAUCCUCAUGGACAUAUCACAAGCCUUGCUGUUAAAAGAUCCCACCGAAGACUUGGAAUUGCACAGAAGCUAAUGAAUCAAGCGUCAAGAGCAAUGGUUGAGUGUUUUGAAGCUAAUUACGUGUCAUUACACGUAAGACGCAGCAAUAGAGCUGCUUUAAAUCUUUACACCAGUAGUCUGCAAUUCGAAGUCUCUGAGAUAGAACCUAAAUAUUAUGCUGAUGGUGAGGAUGCCUAUGCAAUGAAACGUGAUCUCAGUAGUUUUCAUCUAGAAAAACAUAUUGCUAAAGAAAACAUGAUUAAAGAAGCUAAUGCUGCACACACUCAUAUACCACGGUGCUGUGAACAUUAAUAAUUUUUUUUUUUUUUUUUUAAUUAAAGAACUCAUGG
This is a messenger RNA of Cotesia glomerata, 1356 nucleotides long. It is a transcript of the gene vnc, whose product is annotated as N-alpha-acetyltransferase 11. Gene Ontology annotation, cellular component: NatA complex. Bases 764 to 1318 code for a protein of 184 amino acids. Gene Ontology annotation, molecular function: protein-N-terminal-glutamate acetyltransferase activity; protein N-terminal-serine acetyltransferase activity. NCBI's taxonomy places the organism in Eukaryota, Metazoa, Arthropoda, Insecta, Hymenoptera, Braconidae. The record is from RefSeq and is a predicted model, not a curated record. Gene Ontology annotation, biological process: N-terminal peptidyl-glutamic acid acetylation. The transcript is spliced from 2 exons.